CCGGGGGGGAAUUGCUUCAUUAUCCCAACCAAGCCGCCCGCCGUACCUGCUUCGUGAAGAGAUUAAAGAAUCAAAAACGUUCUCCGACGGCGUCUUACUUGGAUUGGAUAGGCAUUUUAGCUUCGCUUCAGAUUUCGUGUGGUGUUGGGACAUAGCCUGGAGAGGGCACGAUACGGACGGCACCGAAACCGUAAACGAUGUCGAGGACACGAGGUCCACCGCGGCGGGCAAGUAGAGACAAGGCCGCUGGUUUGGGCCUAGAGGAGACUCAAGCAAGAGUACAGCAGUCGAACGUCGAGACUCGGCGGCGCGAGUACCGUCCGAUUGCGGCGCAGCCACCGACGUCGGCUCCCGGGCCGGACCCCUUCCGAUACCCCCCAUCCUCGGCCGGACUUCUGCCCCCGACCAACCCCGACACGGCCCCCGCCGGACUUCGCUCAAAAAACACGCAGAUGGAAGACGUUCCAACGGACGCAGAGCAUCUCGCAAGUGGAUGCCCGGGAUCGGAUACUGUUCGCGACGAGACAGCCGCGUUGGCGGAAUACACCUAUUCGAUAUACAACCAUGGCACGUGGACAGCCGAAGAUGACAGGACGCUGAUCCAGGCCCGAACGCGCGGGCAGAAUUGGGCCGACCUGCAGCGGACGCAUUUCCCGACCAAAACAGCCAACGCAUGCCGCAAACGGUACGAGCGGCUUGUCGAGCGGCAAGGAAUACACGAUCAUAGCGGUCGGAGGUUGGAGAUGGUGGCCAACGAGUAUAUGAACAUGCGCAAGGAGAUCUGGUCUCCUCUUGCGAACCGGCUUGAGAUGAAGUGGGAGGUUGUCGAGGCCCUGUGCAUGGGGGCUGGCCUGAGGGCGAUCCAGUCUAACGCAAGGUCGUACACCAACAGAGCGCGGCGGGACAACAGGAUAUCGCAGAAGACGCGGGAGGCGCAGGCCGAUGCGGCGUCAGUCGGUCCGGUGUCAGGAGCGCUGCCGGUUGGGACCGAGUUUGGGACGGCGUUUACCGGACGCGGCUACGACCAACUAGGACACGCGGACCGCGGGACCCUGACAGGGAACAGAAGUAACACAGGCCUCAUGCCGCCGCCCCCAUUCAUCCCGGGGCCCGGCCACGCAAACAGCACCUGCCUGCCGCCUAUAAUACCCACGCCGCAGGUUUCUUUCCAAGGGCACAUGGACGGCACGCCGUGGUCCUUGGCGGGACCAUCUCGGCCGGGUGCAGCCGCCGACCCUCCGCUGUCAAGUAGUAGACCUCCGGGCUGGCAGGGUACCAACUUUCCGGGCCCUGGGUGAGAUGUACCUGAU
Parathielavia appendiculata is the source of this 1310-nucleotide messenger RNA. RefSeq lists its product as uncharacterized. Lineage: Eukaryota; Fungi; Ascomycota; Sordariomycetes; Sordariales; Chaetomiaceae. The transcript has 2 exons. The coding region runs from base 198 to 1298 and encodes 366 amino acids. The record is from RefSeq and is a predicted model, not a curated record.